This is a messenger RNA of Aureobasidium pullulans EXF-150, 390 nucleotides long. RefSeq lists its product as uncharacterized. The transcript is spliced from 3 exons. The coding region runs from base 1 to 390 and encodes 129 amino acids. Lineage: Eukaryota; Fungi; Ascomycota; Dothideomycetes; Dothideales; Saccotheciaceae. The record is from RefSeq and is a predicted model, not a curated record.
AUGGCACCUCAACUGGCACCGCUUGCACGAAGUGACUCGAAGAACAAAUUUUUCCAGCGCCUUGGGCUGUCUCCUGAACGGAAGUCUGACAACCGUCUCUAUGAGCUGAUGAAGGAUGAGGCAGUGCAAGGACGAGAACGAAUAUUGAGCAGUCCAAACAGCCUAUUGCCUCAGUUGAGGGGUGAUCCUGAUAUACGACCGCCAUACUCGAACAUUCAAAUAUGUGAAUCUGCGAUUCAUGCUGAGAUCUUGAAGAUAUACCGAGAAGCAUCUCCUGAGACCAAGACCAUGUAUGAGAAAGGCCAUGACACCGAGAGCUUCAACGAGGAAAACUGGAUCAUACGAUGGAUGCUGUGUAAGUCUUCGAGCAUGAUGAUUGUAGUGUACUGA